Messenger RNA from Coniosporium apollinis CBS 100218, 834 nucleotides. RefSeq lists its product as uncharacterized. NCBI's taxonomy places the organism in Eukaryota, Fungi, Ascomycota, Dothideomycetes. The record is from RefSeq and is a predicted model, not a curated record. The coding region runs from base 1 to 834 and encodes 277 amino acids. Gene Ontology annotation, molecular function: ferrous iron binding; zinc ion binding; oxidoreductase activity, acting on single donors with incorporation of molecular oxygen. The transcript has 2 exons.
AUGAUGCUUGGUGAAGAGUCCGAAUCUGCCGAUUACUGGAAAAAGUGCGGCGACGAGGCUCUGGCAAAUGGCAUCAAAGGGGUGGUCAUGAUGGGCGCCCACUGGGACUGUGCAGGCCCUUCUAAGGUUGAGGUUUCAACGAAUCCGAAGCCAGAAAAGUCACCAGUGGCUUACGUCCACCCUUCCAAGUACGUCAACUAUAAACUCGUUCCGGACCCGAAAGGCGCGCAGCGAUGCAUGGAAAUCUUAUCCGCAGACGGCUUCGACGUCAGCGGUAAUGACAAGUUCGAUUGGAUCCAUGACACGUAUCUCAUCCUCAUUCGGAUGUUUCCAGGGGGCUGCCCACCGACGACCAUCAUCUCUAUGAACUCUCGCUUCGAUCCGCACUUCCAUAUGAAAGUAGGAGCUUCUUUACGGCGCCUGCGUAGUGAGGGCUACCUUCUUAUCGGUACAGGCGGCGCUGUGCACAACCUCUACCGCAACCGCUGGGGGCCGAUGCUGAAGUACUGCGACAACUUCGCGCAGGAGUUGCCGCCGGAGGACUGGGCGAUGGAGUUCCGGCAAUCGGUUGAAGAUGUCAUCACGAAUAACAGUGGACCGAAUCUCAGGCGCGCCAUGACAAGACUGAUGAAGCAUCCUCAGUUCAGAGAUGCGCAUGCGACAGACGACCAUUUCAUGAGCGCGAUGUUCUUUGCUGGUGCAGCGGGCGGUGAGGAUGAUACUGGAACAUACGGAGCGCUAAAAGCCGAAACUUGGGAGCUUACCAACAUGUGCAAUUCGCAGUUUACAAGCGGAGUAUGGUCUAGUAACAAGGCAGUUGGUGCCUCCGCGUGA